This is a messenger RNA of Canariomyces notabilis, 2134 nucleotides long. Its product is annotated as YVTN repeat-like/Quino protein amine dehydrogenase. NCBI's taxonomy places the organism in Eukaryota, Fungi, Ascomycota, Sordariomycetes, Sordariales, Chaetomiaceae. The record is from RefSeq and is a predicted model, not a curated record. The transcript has 3 exons. Gene Ontology annotation, molecular function: protein binding. Bases 137 to 1858 code for a protein of 573 amino acids.
UCUCUGGCUUAUCGGCCGCUGUCCCUAUCCGAACUUGCCGUCGUCGCAGGUUUGCCGCAAAGUCAAGGACUACCUGGAGCGCUUCUUCCACCCAACCAACGUCGUUCAAGGACAUGCCGCCAUCGCUAGACGUUCCAUGGAUGCUAUAUCAAAACUGGAACGUAACAUCUACGGCUUCGGCCUCGGCUAUAGACACGACAUGCCACCGCCACACCCGGACCCGCUCGCUCCGCUACGAUACUCCUGUCUCAUGUGGGCCGACCAUCUUCUCAGCCAGGGUGUAAUGCCUCUACUUUAUGACGUCCCCUACGAGUUUCUAACGGGGUCAUUCCUCCGCUGGCUUGAAAGUCUGUCACUCAUGGGAGAUGUCAGGCCCAUAACAGAGUCGAUAGUAAAGUUGCUCCAUGGCAUCAAGUCACAAUCGGGUUUGAAUAAUCGGCUCGUUGGGUUUCUUAAAGACGCCAAAGCAUUCGUCGACGGUUAUGAAUUCUUCAUAAAGCUUGCUCCAUUACAGAUAUAUAGCUCCGUGCUCGUGUUGAGCCCUAUAACGAGCGAGUUUAGCAAAGCGCAUUGGAGGGAAAGGCUACCGUGUAUCAAGGCCAUGACAGAGCCUCUUGAUACGUCCAGCACAUGGUGCUCGUACCGCAACAGCAAGCGAGUGGGCGAAGGCAAGGAUUGGGACGGAGAUACAAAUCUAGUACUCUCCCCCGCCGGCAACAAGCUCGUGUCCAGACACAAUCGGCAUUCUUACGAUUGGGUCAAUGUAUACACUACUUGGACUAGUGAUAAAGAGUACAAAGGGGUCAAAUCGAUUAUCCGACUCUGGGACACGGCGACAGGCAAACUUCUAAAGGUCGUCGACAAGUGCCUCGGAACCGACAACUAUUACCCCGAAAAAGACCCCUUGGUAGCUUUCUCGCCUGACAGCAAGAUGCUGGCGUUUGUGAAUGAAAGCGGUAUCGUGGUUUGUGAUACAGCGACAGGUGAAAACCUGCACGUUCUAGAGGCAGGAGAUACGGAUCGGCGGUUUUGGCUCUGGUCAUUGGCGUUUUCGCCAAACAGCAAGAUGCUCGUGUUAAGCAGCUACUAUCUUCGCGAUGGUUGCGUCACAGAAGUCUGGGAUUUGACGACAUGCGUGCGCCUGCGCAAGCUCUUGCCAGCGUGGAAUAUAGUAGCAGUCAUAUCGCCUAAUGCCAAGAUGGUUGCAGCAGUGCGCAUAAGCACGUAUGAGGGGGACUCGGAGUCAUCCGCCCAACUUUGGAAUAUUUCAACGGGAGAAGUCAGGGCCGUUACUACAGGGCAGGCCGUGACUUCCGCAAUAGUCUUUUCGCCAGACGAGACGAUGUUCGCGUCGGUUGGUUUAGAUACUUCAGUAUGUGACAGCCUGAGUCGGCCUUCGAUCGUGAAAGUCUGGGACACGGUGACGGGUUCGUGCCGGUGUAUCCUCAGACCCAACUGGAAACAAUCCUUCCAUGAAAUAGUUUUCUCGCCGGACAGCAAGACGCUUGCGUCGUCGGAGCAAGACGGGACUGUCCGAUUCUGGGAUUUAACCACCGGCGGGUGCAGGUGGAGCGUUAAGCUGCCUUGUUCCGUUGAGAACAUCGUUUUUUCUGAGGACGGUCGCUAUCUCGAGACAAACCUAGGCACCAUAAGCGCCAUUCCAGCCCCAGACUCUUCUACGACUUCCGGAGGCCAGGCAUUACCGAGCUGUAUCUAUCACAAGGGGGACUGGAUUUACCGAGAUGGACGGGAACUGAUGUGGGUGCCUGACCGCAAUUGGAAUGUGAAGGUUUACGGACGUACGGUAAUGGUGGGAGAUCGUCUUUCCGGUCUUGUGACAUUCAUUUACAUUGAUUGAAAUAUCAUACGGGUAGAUCGCCUUAGGUUUGAGGAGACAAAGAGCUUGAGAGAUGCUAUGCAUCCUGUUGUCCCUGUAGCGCGCUGUCCGAUCCAUCGAUACUCGGAUUUGUUGAACCAGCAGCCCAACAUUUCAGACAGGGCCGAACCCAUUCUACAAUAGUAGUGUACGAAUGAGCAUUGCUGCAAGUGAGCUCUCAAUUAGCCACAUACCAGGUGGAAUAGCAUGGACAUUCGUUAGUGGGCGGAUCGACACUUGAACAACUCUGAAGUCCAC